AUGGGGAGCAGCAAGAGCAAACCCAAAGACCCCAGCCAGCGCCGGCGCAGCCUGGAGCCCACCGACAACGCCCAUCACGGGGGCUACCCAGCCUCGCAGACGCCCAGCAAGGCGGCCGCUCCCGACGCCCAUCGCACCCCCAGCCGCUCCUUUGGGACCGUGGCCCCCGAGUCCAAGCUCUUUGGAGGCUUCAACACCUCCGACACGGUCACCUCGCCGCAGCGUGCCGGGGCACUGGCUGGUGGAGUCACCACUUUCGUGGCCCUCUAUGAUUACGAGUCCCGGACCGAAACGGACUUGUCCUUCAAGAAAGGAGAGCGCCUGCAAAUCGUCAACAACACGGAAGGUGACUGGUGGCUGGCUCAUUCCCUCACUACAGGACAGACGGGCUACAUCCCCAGUAACUAUGUCGCGCCCUCAGACUCCAUCCAGGCUGAAGAGUGGUAUUUUGGGAAGAUCACUCGCCGGGAGUCCGAACGGCUGCUGCUCAACCCCGAAAACCCCCGAGGGACCUUCCUGGUCCGGGAGAGCGAGACCACGAAAGGUGCCUACUGCCUCUCCGUCUCUGACUUCGACAACGCCAAGGGGCUCAACGUGAAGCACUACAAAAUCCGCAAGCUGGACAGUGGCGGCUUCUACAUCACCUCCCGCACCCAGUUCAACAGCCUGCAGCAGCUGGUGGCCUAUUACUCCAAACACGCCGACGGCUUGUGCCACCGUCUCACCAACGUCUGCCCCACUUCCAAGCCCCAGACCCAAGGCCUCGCCAAGGAUGCCUGGGAAAUCCCCCGGGAAUCGUUGCGGCUGGAGGUCAAGCUGGGGCAGGGCUGCUUUGGAGAGGUGUGGAUGGGGACCUGGAACGGCACCACCCGGGUGGCAAUCAAGACUCUGAAGCCAGGCACCAUGUCCCCAGAGGCUUUCCUGCAGGAAGCCCAGGUCAUGAAGAAGCUCCGGCAUGAGAAGCUGGUUCAGCUCUACGCCGUGGUUUCAGAGGAACCCAUUUACAUCGUCACCGAGUACAUGAGCAAGGGGAGCCUCCUGGACUUCCUGAAGGGCGAGAUGGGCAAGUACCUGCGGCUGCCCCAGCUCGUGGAUAUGGCGGCUCAGAUCGCAUCUGGCAUGGCCUACGUGGAGAGGAUGAACUACGUCCACCGGGACCUCCGGGCAGCCAACAUCCUCGUGGGGGAGAACCUGGUGUGCAAAGUGGCUGACUUCGGCUUGGCGCGCCUCAUCGAGGACAAUGAGUACACUGCUCGGCAAGGCGCAAAGUUCCCCAUCAAGUGGACGGCCCCCGAAGCGGCUCUGUACGGCAGGUUCACCAUCAAGUCGGACGUCUGGUCCUUCGGCAUCCUCUUGACUGAGCUGACUACCAAGGGCAGAGUGCCGUACCCAGGGAUGGUGAACCGGGAGGUGCUGGACCAGGUGGAGCGGGGGUACCGCAUGCCCUGCCCACCCGAGUGCCCCGAGUCCCUGCACGACCUCAUGUGCCAGUGCUGGCGGAAGGACCCGGAGGAGCGACCCACCUUUGAGUACCUGCAGGCUUUCCUGGAGGACUACUUCACCUCGACAGAGCCCCAGUACCAGCCCGGCGAGAACCUAUAGACCUGGAGCUCCUCCUGGCACCAGGGACGCUGCUGUCCU
Messenger RNA from Pygoscelis adeliae (Adelie penguin), 1641 nucleotides. It is a transcript of the gene SRC, whose product is annotated as SRC proto-oncogene, non-receptor tyrosine kinase. Gene Ontology annotation, molecular function: growth factor receptor binding; non-membrane spanning protein tyrosine kinase activity; ATP binding. Gene Ontology annotation, cellular component: extrinsic component of cytoplasmic side of plasma membrane. Lineage: Eukaryota; Metazoa; Chordata; Aves; Sphenisciformes; Spheniscidae. The record is from RefSeq and is a predicted model, not a curated record. Bases 1 to 1602 code for a protein of 533 amino acids. The transcript has 12 exons. Gene Ontology annotation, biological process: negative regulation of extrinsic apoptotic signaling pathway; innate immune response; epidermal growth factor receptor signaling pathway.